UCUUCGAUCUCGCUCCCUAUUUUAUUAAAGGAUCACCGUCCACCUUUGAGCUCCACCUGGUUCUUUUCAUCGGGUCGGGAUCACAAUGACCUCGGAGAAGCACGUGGCCGUCCUCGCGUUCCCAUUCACCGGCCACCCCCCGCCGCUCGCCAACCUCCUCCGCAAGCUGGCCGGAGCCGCCCCGGACGUCCGCUUCUCUUUCUUGAGCACGGCCAAGUCCAACGGCGACCUCUUCCCGCCUUCGUCGAGGACCGAGUUGCUGCCCAACGUCGGCAUCUAUGACAUCGACGACGGCCUGCCGGCCGGUCGUCACGGGGCAGCGAAUCUGUACUCGCGAGAGCUACGGGAUAUGUUCCUCAAGCAAGCUCCGGAGAGUUUCCGAGCCGCCAUCGAUGCUGCGGAGCGGGAUGCGAGGAAGAAGGUGAGUUGUCUGCUGAGUGAUGCUGUCUUGGUGCUGGCUUGCGAGAUCGCAGAGCAAAUGCGCGUCCCUUGGGUGACGUUCUGGGUCCCGUCUCCGUGCUUUUUGUCCGCUUGCGUCCACGUCGAGGUCCUCGGUCAGCUCCGCCAUGGAACCUCCCGCGGCGGCACGGCGGUGGCAGAGGCCGAUGACAAGGCCCUGGAUAUGGUUCCAGGGCUAUCAUUCUUUCGCAUGUCCGAUUUCCCAGACGAAAUACUACAAGACCAGAACACGAGGAUGGUGCCGAACCUGGUCCCCCAGAUGGGGCACGUGCUGCCGCGCGCCACGGCCGUCGUCAUGAACUCGUUUGAGGAAGCCAACCCCGCGCCCCUUGUGGCGGACUUGAAGUCCAAGUUCAAGAUUCUGCUCCACAUGGGUUGCCUCACCAUGCAAUUCCCUCCACCCUCACUGCCGCCGAGCUGCGCCUCAGAUCAUACUGGUUGCUUGAUGUGGCUAGAUGCCAGAGACCCUCGGACUGUCGCGUACAUAUGCUUCGGCACGAUGGCAAUGCCGUCACCCGCUGAGGUCUUGGCUCUUGCCGAGGCCCUGGAAUCCACCAUGACCCCGUUCCUGUGGUCGCUAAAGGAGCACAUGAUGGUCCACUUGCCCGAAGGGUUCCUGGAGCGGACGGGGGCGGGGGGAAAGAUCGUGCCUUGGGCCCCACAGAGCCGGGUGCUGAGCCACCCGGCGUGCGGGGUGUACGUGACGCACUGCGGGUACAACUCAGUGUUCGAGAGCGUGGCGGGGGGCGUGCCGAUGAUAUGCAAGCCGUUCUGGACAGACAACAUGAUGAACGCGAGAAUGGUGAAGGAAGGGUGGGGGAUCGGGGUGGGAGUGGAGGGAGAUAUGAUCACGAAGAGUGGGAUGGUGAAGGCAUUGGAGGUGGUGCUGAGGGGCGAGGAAGGGAAGGAGAUGAGGAAGAAGGUCGGCGAGCUCAGAGCGAGGUUGGCGGAGGCUGCUGGGCCUGGCGGGAGUGUUGAAGCUGAUUUCAAGGCCCUUGUGGACUUGAUUUCUGCUUCUUGAUAUGUUCUGUUUUUCUGUCAAAGCUUGUUGAUAUGUUUCAUGUCUAGUUUGGCUUUGGAUGCCAUGUGGAGAUGAGAUCUUUUGCUGGAGACACCGAACGGGUUACAGAAUGCCUAAUCAUGUUUUGCGGAAGAUUUAUAUCAUUGAUCUUUGGUUGUAUGAUAAGAUAGGCAAGUUGACGUCUUUUGAAGUUCCUUUUA
Molecule: messenger RNA, 1680 nt
Organism: Syzygium oleosum
Lineage: Eukaryota; Viridiplantae; Streptophyta; Magnoliopsida; Myrtales; Myrtaceae
Product: anthocyanidin 3-O-glucosyltransferase 7-like
Exons: 1
Coding region: 86-1480 (464 amino acids)
Molecular function (GO): UDP-glycosyltransferase activity
Source: RefSeq, a predicted model, not a curated record